GGUGGGGGGGCGGGUCAGAGGCAGUGGGGCACCCGCGCAGGCCGCCGGGACCCCUACGCCACUGGCGCCAUCAUGUACCGCUCCAGUAGUGGCCGCUCCGGCCCUUCGUUCUCAUCUUCCUACCACCGCCUGAAAGAGGGCAGCUCGUCGGGGUCUCGCUCCUCCCGCUCCAGUACGUCGGGUCCGGGGCCAGGCCGUGGCCGGCCUCCCCUGCCGCCGCCCGCGGCCCCUAUCUCCGCCGCUUCUGCCUCGCCUCCGCGCUCCGCUUCGCCCCGUCCCCCGCCGCGUCGCCACCGCUCUCCGUCGGGCCACCGCGGCGCUUCCCGCCGAUCCCCGUCGCCGCACCGCAGCAGAAGGUUGCCAUCACCGCCCGGAGGACCGGGACCCGGCGGAACCCGGAGCCGCCGGGGGAGCGAGCACGGAGACGGCAGCAGCAGCCGGAGACGUUCACCAAGUCUCCGCUCUGAAUCUUCACUGGAACAGAGUUUGCGGAUUACAGUUGGUAAUGACCGGUAUUGCAUUGGCACACCAGAGCGAAGGAGGCUGUCUGAUAGACUGGGCUCACCAGUUGAUAACCUAAGUGACAGGGAUGAUAUGGCCGAUGGUCCAAUAUUCAACAGAGGCCUCUCAUGUCCUCGAGGCCUUGAGAGAUACCCAUCACAUGAAGAUCCACCUUCAAGUCCCUUCAUCAUGAGACAUGAUGAAGACUACCGCAACCGAGAUGUUUUCCUUCAUCGUUCAGAUUAUAGUCCACAUUAUGGUCGUCGCGAAGAGCUGCCUCACGGUUCUGAUAGAGAUGGUGACAAACUCAGGAAGCCCUCCUACCCAUCAAGGCCGGAGGAGAGGGGACGAGAAAUAAAGCGUCCACGAUAUGAAAAGGAUGAGAAGAUGCAUGUUACGAGUGGAGAGCAUCAGGGUUUCUCAUCAGGAACACGAAACUAUCGCAGACGAAGCCACAGCAGAAGCCAGAGCCCAUCGUACCUGAAUGAAGAAUUCCGAGAGCUUGACCGUGCAAGGAGGAAAAGAGAAGAGGAAGAGCGUAGUAGAAACUUGAAUCACGAUGUUUCAGAAAGUGGUUAUGUGAUCCCUGGCCUGACUAACACACUACAGACUUCUGAGCCUCGGUAUACAUACAGGCCUGAGGAAAUCCCAUCCAUGCCCAAAAAAUCUAUUUUGAAGAAACGAGUGGAGAUGGAAGUAGAAUCUCCUAUUCAGCCUGAGGGCUUUUCAAGCAGUCUGGAUCCCAGCAAGGAUCUUCCUCUUCUUUCUAGUCAUUCGUCUUUGCCCCAGAGCAACAACACUGCUCCUUUUGCCUCUGAAGUGGAGAACUUUCUCAAACGGUUUAACAAAGAUUCUGUUGUGGAAUCUGCAAACAAGGGGUUGCAUGACAGUUUAUAUGACUGGAGUCCACUUUCUGGGGCUCCCAAAGACAGUUUCACAUUUGAAGAGAAGUUUGGGAACUUCUUAAGUCACAAGGAAAAGGUAGAACCCAAAGCAGAGCUUGGGGAUCGCCAUACUGACUUCCUGCUGCCUCAUGAGAGGGCCAGUCAGGAUGGCAGUGGUUUCUCUCGAAUUCUGGGCAUGAUGGCUGAUUCUGUCAGUGCGCAGGAGAAGAGGAGGCGUAGUUUUCCUGACAUUGAGGAUGAAGAGAAAUUUCUUUAUGGUGAUGAGGAUGAAGACAGCAAAAUGGAAUCUUUUCCCCUUCAGAAGCCCCCAGUGAGUUGUGGUAAUGAGAUAAUAAAUCAGAAAUUGAGCCCACCUUCUUCUGCUCCAGCUGCCAAGCUGGAUCCUUUAGAAGAGCCUAAUGCUGAGUAUGCGAAGAUCCACGACCUACUCAAAACCAUUGGACUUGACAUUGGUGUCGCUGAAAUUGGGAAACUGGCUGUUCGUACCCAGGAACGCCUUCACGGCAAAAAGUUGGCAUCUUGUUCUCCUGAUCGUCGCUCUUCAGAUCCUCGCAGGCUGGACCCCUGGGACUUCUGUCGCAGCCGGAGCGACACUCGUUCUCCUGAGUCAGGCCAGCAAUGCUCAACAUCACCUCCUGCUUCUUUCCAGCAGUCUAAAGAUGCAUCUUCUCUUCAGAAAUCUGAAUAUACUAAGAACCAGCCAGUGGGACAGGAUAUACCUCCACGUGCACCAGAACAGCCUCUUCCUUCUGUCUCUUCUGUUUCUCUCAUUCCUUCAGUUCCACCAGCUCCUGCUAGUUUGCCACCCACACCAACUUCUAUCUCCCAAUACCAAAUUCCCAGCUAUUCCCAGUUCACUGCCGCUCAAAUGCCUCAGAACUAUCCACCUCCCACAAUGGCUCCUCCAGGAUAUGAUGCAUAUGGGCACUAUAUGGCAUAUGCAGCACCUAGUUGGCCUGUGUACCCCCCUGCCCAGCAGCCUAAUCCUACACUGCCAGAAGCUCAUGGUCUUCUUACUAUGGCCAUGCCAGCAAACCCCACGCGUCCCAACCUUCGCGUGAUUGAGACAGUCUCAAUGAGGAAGGAUGUUCCUGAUUUAAAAAGAGAUGGUUCUGUGCUUGUUCAUGUCCCUACGACUCCAACUCAUUCCAAAGUGCCCCCUCGUCUGUCUUCACAUCCUCUCAAAAAUACCACAGAAAAGAUAUCAGAUGAAAAAAAUCGUGCCACUCAAAAACAGAAGGUUAUAGAAGAGAGAGAAAAACUGAAGAAUGAACGAGAAGCACGGCAAAAGAAGCUUUAUUACCUCAAGACUGAGCUGGAUAGGCUUCGUAAGCAGCAAGGAGAGAUGUUGAGGAAAAAACGUCGUGAGAAAGAUGGACACAAAGACCCCUUGUUGGUUGAGGUGAAUAGACUGCAAGAGAACAUUGUGAAGGAGAUUUCAGAGCUGCAUAAAGAAUCUGAUGCAGCUGAUAAGAAGCAGUCUGAGCUUGACAAAGUAGCACAAAUCCUGGGGAUUAACAUAUUUGAAAAACCCCGGAAACCACCUGUAGAAACCAAAGAUUCCUCGGAAAAGAACAACAAGUCAGAAAACACGAAAGGUCCAGAGAAAACAUCUUCCUCCAACAAGGAAUCAAAAACUACUAAUGAAAAAUCCAGAGGUAGAAGCCCGAAGCCAGCAGAGUCAUCUUCACAGUCUUCCAAACAUCCUUUCCAGCUGGCCAAUAUUUAUGAAUAUUAUGAUGCAGGAAACCACUGGUGCAAAGACUGCAAUACCAUCUGCGGGACCAUGUUUGACUUUUUCACACACAUGCAUAAUAAGAAACAUAGACAGACCCUGGAUCCUUACAACAGACCUUGGGCAUCGAAGACCCAGAGUGAGACCAAACAAGACUCCAUAAAACGCAUUGAUAAGAUAACUGUUCCCGCUAAAGGCUCUGAGUUUCUGAUUCCCAUCACUGGAUAUUAUUGCCAGCUCUGUCAUGAAUUUUUUGGAGAUCAAAUCUCAGCAGAGCAGCAUGUGAAAAGUCAUCCCCACAAUGAGAAAUACAAGAAAUACAUAGAUGAAAACCCACUCUAUGAAGAGAGGAGAAAUCUGGACCGUCAAGCUGGAUUGGCUGUAGUUCUGGAAACAGAGCGCAGGCGGCAGAAUGAGCUGAAACGGAAGCUAGUUGAGAAACAGAAAGAAGCGAAGGAUGAGAAGAAACCAAAAGUAAUAAAGAAAGACGAAGCAAAUCCCAUCCCAGAACUUGGAGAAGGGACUAGUGAAACUCAAGACAAAACAGAUUCUUCUGGACAAAAAAUGGGUAUCAAGCUUAAGCUGAAGAAGGAAGAUAAGGAGGAGAAAAAAGAAGAAAAGAAAGAGGAAUCCAAAAAGGAAUCACCAAGCCAGACUUCCUUUGGGAAGUUCAGCUGGAAAAAGACUGAGAGAGAGGAUAAAACCCCAGGGGGUGCUGUUCCAAAGGAAGAGACUACAGAAGGAAACAAAGAAGAGAACAAGUGUCAGUCUGGGAAACUCCAUGUCAAGCCCAUUGAAAUUAAGCUGUCUGGAAAAACUGUUAUUCCACACACUAGCUCAUGGACACCAGUGGUUUCCACGUCAACAUCAACAAAAAUUCUACCCAAUCUACCAGUCCCCACCAUGAUUUUCAGGAAGACUACUGCUACAACAGUUAGCAAACCAGCACCAUUGAACACCUUUUUAUCCAUAAAAUCCUCUGGAGCAAUCACCAAACCACUACCUGUUGUAAAAGAAACCAAUGCAGAUCUGCUGCUGCCUCCAGAUAUCAUCUCAAAAGCUUUUGGAGGAGAAGAAGUAAUCUUAAAAGGGGCAGAGGAGGAUCUGAAAGAAGCAGAGAACAGCAGGCCUUCUCAGACCCCUGAUGUACCACCUCCCCCUCCUCAUCCACCAGCAGUCCAGCAGGUAGCUGUCAUCCCUGCAGAUGAAGUAGCUCCAGGUGUAUCUGAAAGUGAACAGACAAUGCUGGCAACGCCUGUGAGACCUCCUCCACUACCACCUUCAACUGCUUUCAGUGACCAGGCAAAAAAAGUAGAGAAACGAAACUCUUGCUUGGCCACAGCUAAUGCUAAAGAUCUCUAUGAUAUUUUCUACAGUAGUGGUGGAAAGAGUUCAGCUGACAGCAAGCUUGCAAGUUCUGUACUUCCAAAUGGAGACAACUCUAAUCUAACAAAACCUGCAGACUUAUCUGCAAACCUUAGAAGAAAUAAUAGCUCAUCCUCCUUGAAAGAGGAUUCUCAGAAUGUGGUUUCUGACAUUAGCCAAGGCCACUCAGCUGAGAAUAGCUCAGAACUGGAGAAAACUGGUAUUUCAGAGACUUUAAUAUGUCCUAAUGGGAUGAACUGUGACACUGAAAAUGGUAUUCAAAAAGAUGUAGGUAAAAAAUUUCAGACUCCUCUUUCAAUAGAUGUUCAGACUGAAUUGAAGGAAGGUUCCUCCCAGUGUAAUAAUCAAGUAACAGAAAGUUGUGUUCUUGGUGAGAAUCAGGCUGAAAUGCACAAGAAAUCACUUCAGCCUCAGCUACCAGAAAUGUUGGUCACAGAAUUUCCAGAAACAAAAACUGCUUCUGAAAUUGGACUUGCGGAUAUAGGAGGCAGAGAGCAAGCAGACACUCAAGAACUCAGUGAUUUACAGAAAACAGAGGUCCAAAAGAAAGUUGGACAGGAAAACACAAAUAAAACUGCAGUUACUAACACAGAUGUUCCUGGUUCCCUGAAGAAAGAUAUGGACAUGAAAGACUGGGAAGUACAAGCGGUAAAGGCUGAGCUUACCUUACACCCAAAAACUUUGUUACCUGAAACACAGAAUGAAAUUAAAAAUUUGGGAAGUGCACAUUUGGAGGAGGAAAUGCUAAGUGAUAAUUGUAGAACUCACUUGGAAACUGAUAGUCCAGACUUACUUUGUGAUUCUCAAAACAUUUCAAAAGAAAAAGCUUUGGUAGCAGUAAUGACAGAGCAGAAUUCUGUUGAUGCCUCCUUAAAACAUGUAAAACUGAAAAGUGUACCUCAGCCAGGAGCCCUUGACAAAGCUCCCCGAACUUCAGAAACACAAAAUAGGAUUUUAGAAUUGACAAGAAGUGAAUGGGACACUUCCAGAACUAGUAAUGGAGAAGAGCAGAUCAUCACAACCUGUUCAUGUUCUGAAAGUAGCUGUGAUCUACCAGAUACUCCAAAUGCAGAAAUAAAAACUGAUUCUAAUGAAGUUAGUGCUUCAGAAUUGACAGAGGUACAGCCAGACACAUACCUUGCCAAAACAGAAACUGGAAGUAGCAUAUUAGAAGCUCAAGAAACAGUUCGAUGUGAACCCUCAGACCAUGCACUAUUGGAUAACCAAACCCAAAAGCAGGAAGUUGCACAGUUGGGCAAUGCCUGCUCUGCAAACAUUGUUGAACUCAGAUCCAGUGUAGACUUAGCAGUUGAAGUUGAUAAAAAACCAUCAGGCUGCACGGGAUCUGAUGCAACAUUAGGUAGUGCUUUUAUCAAGAGAGAUGCAAAAGAGAUAGGGACUGGAGGCUUUCCUAGGGUUCACUCUGAUCUUGUCCAAGGGCCAGUAGUUGCUUCAUCAGCAAAUUUCCAUAGGAAGCAUCUUUCAGAAGAAGCUGUCCACUCCUCAGAAACAAAGCAUGAGGUUGUAAGAAACUCAGCAGCCAAUGACUUUCUUCUGAAUACCUCUGACUUGGGACUGAACACUGAACAAUCUGAAAGUCUCUCUGAAAAUGUUCGUGUGGAUAACGAGAACGUUUCUUUGACAUCAGAGGAUGUAAAACACAGUAAGACUCCUUCCCAGACAGCAGAGCUUGAGUUUAAAAGCACUGAUUUCAGUUUGGGAGAUACUAAGGAAUGCUUCAACAUCCUUACAGUGGGACUUUUAAAUGAGAAUGCAGAAGUUUCAAAAGUAGAAACUGUUGCAUCCCUUAGACUGGAGUCUGAUAAACUUAAGAAGCUGGGCACUGGAAAAACCAUAGAGGAAACAGAGAUUACUGAUUUUGCUACACUGACUUCUGAUAGUCAGGAAGAUAAAUUUUGCACACAGAUUUCUCAGACAGCUCUGCCGCAGCUUGGGUUGCAGUCCUCAAAUAGUAACACUACAGAAGUGGCCAUGCCAGUUCUAGAAAUGCAGGGUGUUUUGCCUAUGUCUGAGAUCCUUCUGCAAGUAGAAGAGAACAAAGGUGGUGCUGUUGAAAUGCCAUCACUGAGUUGUGAUGGAGGCAGCACAGAAAGUCAGGCUUCUGGAUGUGUGGAAACUGUCCUUCCCGGGGCUAAAGAAACACAGGGAAAGGAAUGUGGCUCAGGAGCCAAGGGAGUAUACACCAUCCAGAGCAAGAAGACUGAGCAAACAGAAACUGCUGACAGUAGCUUGGAAGCUACAACAGAUUCAGAAAUCGCUGAAAGCGUAGCAGAAAGCCCAGUGGGUUGAAGUGGUUAAAGUGAACCUGGCCAGUCCCAAUAUUUGAGGAGCCUGAGCUGGGAUUAUGUAUAUGUUUGGUGGGGUUUUUUUGGUUUUGGUUU
Dryobates pubescens (Downy woodpecker) is the source of this 6929-nucleotide messenger RNA. It is a transcript of the gene ZNF318, whose product is annotated as zinc finger protein 318. NCBI's taxonomy places the organism in Eukaryota, Metazoa, Chordata, Aves, Piciformes, Picidae. The transcript is spliced from 10 exons. Bases 73 to 6837 code for a protein of 2254 amino acids. Gene Ontology annotation, molecular function: nucleic acid binding; zinc ion binding. Gene Ontology annotation, cellular component: nucleoplasm. Gene Ontology annotation, biological process: negative regulation of DNA-templated transcription; positive regulation of DNA-templated transcription. The record is from RefSeq and is a predicted model, not a curated record.